ACCCCAUUAAAACACGACCAAAGUUCCAGUCCCUCUCUCUCGCCGGGUUGCAGAAUCUGUACGACGGAGAAGAACAGUGAACAAUCUCCCUCAGCCAAUCCUCGAUCGUAGUCUGGUUUCUGAGAAUUGAAGCUUCUCUCUGGCGGCGAUGGACGACAGCAACGGCGGCAACAUCACGGCCAGCAAUGUGGCACGGGCGAUUCUCGCCGUCCUCGAUUAUAACUCCACGCCCGACGCUCGCAAAGCCGCCGUCGCAUUCCUGGAAUCUAUAAAAUCUGGAGAUAUUAGGGUUUUGGCCAGUAUUUCCUUUCUUCUUGUCAAAAAGGAUUGGUCUUCAGAGAUUCGUUUGCAUGCCUUCAAAAUGUUACAGCAUUUGGUUAGACUACGGUGGGAGCUGUUGAGCCCCCAAGAGCGCAGGAAUUUUGCUAAUGUGUCUGUUGAGUUAAUGUCCGAGGUUGCUAAUCCAUGUGAGGAAUGGCCCCUUAAGAGUCAAACAGCUGCCCUUGUUGCUGAGAUAGUUAGAAGAGAAGGCCCUAAUCUUUGGCAGGAGUUGUUUCCAUCCCUAGCUUCCUUGUCUACCCAGGGUCCAUUACAGGCUGAACUGGUUGCGAUGAUGCUGAGAUGGCUUCCUGAAGAUAUUACAGUUCACAAUGAAGACUUGGAAGGUGACAGGCGUAGGCUUCUGCUGCGUGGGCUGACUCAAUCUUUGCCUGAGAUUUUACCUUUAUUGUAUAAUCUUCUUGAAAGUCACUUUGGAGCUGCGAUGAAUGAAGCAAAUCGUCAACAAGUUGACUUAGCGAAACAGCAUGCAGCCGCAGUUAUAGCUUGUUUAAAUGCCAUCAAUGCAUAUGCAGAAUGGGCUCCUGUACCAGAUCUUGCUUCAUAUGGAAUUGUCAAUGGGUGUGGCUUCUUACUUUCUUCUCCUGACUUCCGUCUUCAUGCUUGCGAGUUUUUCAAACUUGUGUGCUCAAGAAAAAGACCCAGUGAUGCUUCUGGUGCUGAAUAUGAUUCUGCAAUCAGCAGUGUCUUUCAGAUUUUGAUGAAUGUCUCCAGAGAAUUCUUACACCAGUCGGCCUCAAAUGCUGGGGUUAUCGAUGACAGUGGUUAUGAGUUCGCUGAGUGUAUAUGUGAAAGUCUGGUCUCUUUAGGUUCAAUGAGCUUACAAUGUAUUGCCACAGAUAGCAAUGCUCUAGCUCUAUACUUGCAACAGAUGCUUGGUUAUUUCCAACACUUCAAGUUGGGUCUUCACUUUGAAGCACUGCUCUUCUGGGUGGCAUUGCUGAGAGAUUUACUGUCAAAGCCCAAGGCUUCUGCUAAUCCAAGCGGAGAUGGAUCAGCAGUUGGUGAUGGCGACAGUUCAGGACAGACCAAUAAUGAAAAGAAGAAGAUUUUAAGUCUUAUUAAUGAUGAUAUCUCUAGUUCAAUCCUGGAUGUAUCGUUCCAGCGGAUGCUCAAGAAAGAGAAAGUCCCUCCUGGAAUUGUGCCUUCUCUUGGACCACUAGAAUUGUGGAGUGAUGAGUUUGAAGGAAAGGGAGACUUUGGACAGUACCGAUCAAGGCUUUUGGAAUUAGUCAAGCUUAUUUCUUCUCACAAGCCCCUCAUUGCCAGUACUAAAAUAUCUGAAAGGGUUGUCAUGCUCAUUAGGAAUCUAUUGGUUUCUCCGGCACCACUUCAGGACCUAGCGGUGCUUGACGGCCAGCAAUUGGCUCUGGAAUGUAUUGUGGGAGUAGUUUUUGAUGGGUUGAACGAAUUUGCUGGUGGUAGUGCUGAAGUCCAUUUUGCAUUGCGUGGAAUAUUUGAAGGGUUGCUUCAGCAGCUUCUCACUUUGAAAUGGACAGAACCAGAACUUAUAAAAGUGCUUGGGCAUUAUUUAGAUGCGAUGGGUCCUUUUCUCAAGUAUUUUCCAGAUGCAGUUGGAAGUGUUAUCAACAAAUUGUUUGAACUUCUUACCUGUCUACCACACAUUGUGAAGGAUCCAGCGACUAGUACUGCUAGAAUUGCUAGAUUACAGAUUUGUACAUCUUUUAUACGCAUAGCAAAAGCUGCUGACAAAAGCAUUCUGCCUCACAUGAAGGGUAUAGCUGAUACAAUGGGUUAUUUGCAAAGAGAAGGAACCUUGCUCCGUGGGGAGCACAACAUAUUGGGUGAAGCAUUUCUUGUGAUGGCUUCUGCAGCUGGACCUCAACAGCAGCAAGAAAUUCUUGUUUGGUUACUGGAACCAUUGAGCCAACAGUGGAUCCAAUCAGAGUGGCAGAACAAUUACCUAUCUGACCCUAUGGGUCUUGUUCGUUUAUGCUCCAACACACCCUUCAUGUGGUCUAUAUUCCACACAGUUACUUUCUUUGAGAAGGCACUCAAGAGAAGUGGAUAUAGAAAAGGCAACUCGAACACACCCACUUCAACUAGUCCGGCUUUGCAUCCUAUGGCUUCUCACCUUUCUUGGAUGUUGCCACCUCUCAUAAAACUGCUCCGUGUUAUCCAUUACAUUUGGUCUCCCUCUGUAUAUCAAACAUUACCCACAGAAAUUAGAGCAGCAAUGACAAUGACUGAUGUUGAGCGACGCAGUCUUCUUGGAGAAGCAAAUCCUAAACUGCCAAAAGGCUCAUCGAUUUAUGUGGAUGGAUCUCUCGAUAAGGAAGGAAAUCCCGAGGUGAAUGAAUCUGAUAUACGAAAUUGGUUGAAAGGAAUCCGGGAUAGUGGAUAUUAUGUAUUGGGUCUGUCAGCAACCAUAGGAGACACGUUCUUCAAAUGCUUAGAUCCUAAUUAUGUUGCGGUGGCACUCAUGGAAAACUUACAGUCAAUGGAGUUCAGGCACAUACGACAGCUUAUUCAUUCAUUUGUAGUCCAUCUAGUGAAAUCCUGCCCGGCGGAUAUGUGGGAGUCUUGGCUUGAAAUCCUCCUGCACCCACUAUUUGUUCAUUGUCAGCAAGCUGUUAGCUCCUCUUGGUCUGGCCUCCUGCAUGAGGGCAGAGCCAAGGUUCCAGAUUCCUUCGGCGUACAAAGUGGCCCGGACUUGAAACUCGAAGUUAUGGAGGAAAAGCUGCUAAGAGAUUUAACCAGGGAGAUUGGUUCUCUCCUUUCAAUAAUGGCAUCUCCUGGAUUGAACAAUGGGCUUCCUGUUUUGGAGCAAUCAGGCCACGUCGGUAGUGUGGACAUGUCUUGUCUCAAGGAUUUGCAUGCUUUCAGAUCCAACUCUAUGGUGGGUUUCCUUCUGAAUCACAAGAACGUGGCUUUACCGGCGUUGCAGAUCUGUUUAGAAGUCUUCACAUGGACCGAUGGGGAAACAACCACAAAAGUAUGUUGCUUUUGUGGGGUUGUUGUUCAUCUGGCCAUACUGACCGAUAAUGUGGAGCUCAGAGAAUUUGUGUCGAAAGAUUUGUUCUCUGCAGUAAUCAGGGGCUUAGCAAUGGAGUCUAAUGCAGUGAACAGCGCUGAUUUGGUUAAUCUAUGCAGAGAAAUAUUUAUCUAUCUUUCUGAUAGAGACCCAUCUCCCCGACAGGUGUUGAUGUCACUCCCGUGUCUGUCUGAAAAAGACAUGAAAGCAUUUGAAGAAGCGGUGGGGAAAACAUCAAGCCCAAAAGAGCAGAAGCAGCUGAUGAGGAGCUUGUUAUUGGUAGCUUCAGGGAGUAACCUGAGAGCUCUUUCUGCUCAGAAAUCCCUCAAUGUGAUCACCAAUGUCACCUCAAGGACACGAAGUGCUUCUUCAGAAACUAAAGAAGACGAAGGGGAUACAAUUGGACUGGCCAGUGUUUUGUGAGAACAAAGAGAGUUGUUGUUGUUGUUGUAUAUGCAAAAUAUAAAUUAAUCGAGAAGGAAGAGUUUUUUUUUAUAAAAAAAAAAGAGAGAGAGAGAGGAGCAUCAUGUGCAAGGUUGGUCACACACACACACACACAUAUAAGAGGAGAGGAGCUCCUUGGGGGAACCGGCACUUAUGUGUUGUUCAUCAUGUGCUUAAAUCCCCUUGUAAGCUUUGUGUUUUUUUUUUAUUACCUUACACGAUGCUUUUUUGUGUG
Molecule: messenger RNA, 4013 nt
Organism: Tarenaya hassleriana
Lineage: Eukaryota; Viridiplantae; Streptophyta; Magnoliopsida; Brassicales; Cleomaceae
Product: protein HASTY 1
Exons: 22
Coding region: 149-3757 (1202 amino acids)
Biological process (GO): protein export from nucleus; RNA export from nucleus
Cellular component (GO): cytoplasm; nucleus; RNA nuclear export complex
Molecular function (GO): nuclear export signal receptor activity; RNA binding
Source: RefSeq, a predicted model, not a curated record